GGCAGUUCUUCGCAAGACGGGAAACGCUUCGGAACUCUUUGGAGAAUCAUCUCCUCUUAUUUACCGGUGCUUGUUGGUGACCUGCGACAAAAGCAUGGAGUUGACACGUUACCUACUGCUUUUGUCCCACGGGACAUCCAUGUGGGACAACAGCUUGUGGUCGUUCGCGAUCGGGGUGUAUCUCGUGAUCUUGUUCCCGGAAUCGCUGGCGUUGACUGCCAUCUAUGGCCUGAUCCUGGCGGCUUCCAUACUCAUCUUCGGCAGCACGAUCGGCUUCUGGAUUGACCACACGCCGAGACUGCAAGCGGCCCGGAUCGCAUUACUGGUGCAAAACUGUUCAGUGGCUGUAUGUGCUGUAAUCUUGUGCAUCCUGCUAACGUACUCGGACCAAUGGGAAGCCGAAGGCAAUCAAACGCUAAUCCUGAUUGCACAAAUUGGCGUGGUGCUAAUUGCUGACGUAGCAUCUCUGGCGUCAGAAGCUCAGCGCAUCAUUCUGGAACGCGACUGGAUCGUCAUCAUCUCUGGCGGGGACUUGGAAGAGCUUGCAAGUAAUAAAUUCUCACACAAGAAAAAAAAAAUUAGUCUGUUGUCACCUGUCGUAGCUGCCGUGUCUUUGGCUGUUUGGAAUGUGAUAUCAUUGACUGUCGAAUUCUUGCUGCUUGGUUACAUAUUCAAGAAAGUCCCUGAGCUAGAACGUUCGCGUUCCAACUCGACAUUUCCGAACAACGACACGACUGAUACUGGUGAAGAGUCAUCAGCGAAAAGAGAAAAUUGGUUGGUGCAGGCAGUAAAGGCAUGGAAGCUGUACUUCAUACAUCCUGUAUUUCCGGCUGGGUUUGGCCUAGCUUUGUUGUACAUGACGGUGCUUGGAUUCGAUAACGUGACGACAGGCUACCUUUACUCGCAAGGAGUACCAGAAUGGUUGCUGGGAGUCACUACCGGAGCCGGGUCAAUUUUUGGGGUCAUUGGGGCUAUUGUGUACCCUUUCAUCCGAUCCCGAUGCGGGUUACCUGUGACAGCCAUCAUCGGUUUUGCCACUUUGAACAUUUUGACUUCCGGUGCGAUUGUAGCUUCCUUUUUGCCCGGAUCCCCAUUUGAGGUUUACACCGGAAGUCAAGAAGUGGCGGAGGUUCUUCCGGUCGAGAAUAACCCAUCGAUCAUCACUUUCAUCGCGUGCCUCGUGGUCGGACGAGCAGAUGAUAUCACAGGUCUUAUGUAUGAAUGCUUUCCAGGGUUGUGGGUUGCGGAUUUAGCAGUGACCCAAAGCAUGCAAGAGACCAUCAAGCCUGAGCUUCGCGGAGAAAUUAACGGGGUGCAAUCGUCCAUGAAUUACUUGAUGGAGGUGAUCAAGUUCGGACUGGUCACUGCGUUGCCGAAACCCGGGUCUUUCGGGUAUCUGAUUACUGCAUCCGAAUGCUUCACUGUUCUCGGGUAA
Notodromas monacha is the source of this 1435-nucleotide messenger RNA. The record is from the annotation of a GenBank genome assembly. Lineage: Eukaryota; Metazoa; Arthropoda; Ostracoda; Podocopida; Cyprididae.